Messenger RNA from Rhinocladiella mackenziei CBS 650.93, 1407 nucleotides. RefSeq lists its product as uncharacterized. The transcript has a single exon. Bases 1 to 1407 code for a protein of 468 amino acids. The record is from RefSeq and is a predicted model, not a curated record. NCBI's taxonomy places the organism in Eukaryota, Fungi, Ascomycota, Eurotiomycetes, Chaetothyriales, Herpotrichiellaceae.
AUGUUCCGAGAGCCUGAAGAGAUUGCUGCAGAUCAAGCAGCGGCAAAGCUCGAUCAAAUCGCAGCUACAAGACGAUCCACCAUUCGUCGCGAAUCCACCGCGCGACCCGGCCGAUAUUCCUCAUCGCGCUCACUAAUAGAUCGCAUACGCGAUAGUCGUCGAGAGAUCGCACAUGAGCAAAGAAAUACUACUUUCCCUUCGCGCCAGCAACGUGAGGCUGAGCGCGAAUUUUUUGAUCUCGAUGCCGAACUGGAGCGCCUUCGUUCCCUCCGCCAGAGACAUCGCGCUCGUACCAAUCAAUUAGACCGCGAAUUGGCGAGGAGGAACAACAAUGACCACAUCCCCCCGGAGCCGGAACCGCGGCAUGAUCUGGAUCUCGAGCUCCUGAGCCGAUUACGUGCCAAUGUUGGUCAUGUUUCAUUGGACGACGUAAAUUCCAACUUUGGCAUCGAAGUUCUGUUGUCCGACUCUCAUGAUACCAUCGCUCAACAUCUCCCUCGCCCUUCUCGAGAAUCGGGCCUUAGAUUCGAGGUCGCGGCAACCCCACAAUCGGAGUCAGAACCGCCUCGCCGCACACGAUUCCACAGUGCUCGCGCCACGCGGGUCUCCAGUCCCGCUGGCGGUACACGAGUUGGCAUCGCGGGAUCGCCUUGGUCGCUCGCGGUCCAGCGAGCUGGGUUCGACGAUGGAGACGAUGACGACAAUGAAAACGCCACACUGACCCCCGGCUUUGCCCCGGCGCAUGGUGCUUUUCGUGCCGCAUCCCAACCUUUGGAUGACAGAUCCCGAAGAUCGGAAGCCAAUCCCGGAGAUGGAUUAAUGGAUACACCACCGCCGGAAAGUUUGGAGGCGUCAUACCCCCCUCUCCGACGUGUGAGCCACAUGUCCCCGCGCCCACUUGGUGUAUCAGGCUCACGAGUUGAUGGACUUGGAGAUCGACUUCGAAGUCCAAGCCCAACAUCUGACACGCCCGAGGAAGAAAAUUGGGCUACUUUGUUAAACACCAUGGAACCUGGACGAUCUAGUACAGCCACUUCCUUUUUGUCCUCACGGCCCGAUUCGCGGUCGGGCUCCAAUCGCUCAUCCCAAGCGACCACGGUGGCCACGAGCUUCGGAGAGAUUGGGGCCGACGAUUCAUGCGAUUUGGACCUUCCUUCAGGUAUUACCGAGGAGCAAGUGCGACAGAUUCGUGAACGCCAUGGCAGGUUACGGCGAGAGCCUGUUCCAAGACCCGAUGAGUCGGUUCCUGAAGCAAUUCAGAGAGAUCUUGCGCGUGGAAAUGAGAGAAUGCUUGAAUUGGAAGUUUUUGGAGUCAUCCUGGAGAGGAUGCAAAGAAGGGAAGAGAUCCCAGAUGAAUGGUGGGCGGCGGUCGGCCUUUCACCCGAUGUUGUUCGGGGAAGUGCUUAA